Molecule: messenger RNA, 1980 nt
Organism: Phascolarctos cinereus (koala)
Lineage: Eukaryota; Metazoa; Chordata; Mammalia; Diprotodontia; Phascolarctidae
Source: RefSeq, a predicted model, not a curated record
GGAACUGAAAUGUAAUACUUGGUUUCGUGUUUCCUGUAGUGAGCUUUGAAAAUGUGAGCUAAUCAUAUCAGUGUUGGUGCCCCCUUGUGUUGUGUUUUUUGAUAUCACAUAGAGAUUUUUAAAUUAUAUAUGCCAUGCGAUUUAUUUUGAAACAAAUGAAAGAUUGCAAUCCUUAAUUUAGCGGCAUAUUAUAGUAGUUAAGUGAGUUAUUUUUGAAUUAUGAAAUCUCUUAUCAGAAAUGCUUAAUUACUUCAGGCAUCAUUCAGAUUUUAAACAUUUAAUUUAUGAUGAAAUUUGCCCUAUAGUUUAUAAUUCAAUUCAGUAAUCAUUUGUUACCUGCUGUGGUCACUAUAGGCACUGAGGACAUAAAACUAGAAGCAGGGCCUGCCCUCCGGGAUCUUGCCUCCCCUGGGAGGAUGAGGCCCACCCCCAUGCAAUGGUAAAUGAGAACGUCAGUCUAGUGAUCUCUCGGCAGCUGCUGACCGACUUCUGCACACACCUGCCGAGUCUGCCUGACGGCACGGCCAAAGAAGUCUAUCAUUUCACCUUGGAAAAGAUCCAGCCCAGAGUCAUCUCAUUUGAGGAGCAGGUUGCUUCAAUAAGACAGCAUCUUGCAUCGAUAUAUGAGAAAGAAGAAGACUGGAGAAAUGCAGCCCAAGUGUUGGUGGGGAUUCCCUUGGAGACAGGACAAAAGCAGUACAAUGUGGAUUAUAAACUGGAGACCUAUCUGAAAAUCGCCAGGCUCUACCUGGAGGACGACGACCCUGUGCAGGCCGAGGCCUACAUCAACCGAGCUUCCUUGCUGCAGAACGAGUCCGCCAAUGAGCAGCUGCAGAUCCACUACAAGGUGUGCUAUGCUCGUGUUCUUGAUUAUAGAAGGAAGUUCAUCGAAGCUGCCCAAAGAUACAAUGAGCUCUCCUAUAAGACGAUAGUCCAUGAAAGUGAGAGACUAGAGGCCCUGAAACAUGCUCUGCACUGUACCAUCUUAGCGUCAGCAGGACAACAGCGCUCUCGAAUGCUAGCUACUCUUUUUAAGGAUGAAAGGUGUCAGCAGCUCGCAGCCUAUGGAAUCCUAGAGAAGAUGUAUCUAGAUAGGAUUAUCAGAGGAAAUCAGCUUCAAGAAUUUGCUGCUAUGUUGAUGCCUCACCAAAAAGCAACUACAGCCGAUGGUUCCAGCAUCUUGGACAGAGCUGUCAUUGAACACAAUUUGUUGUCUGCAAGCAAGUUAUAUAAUAAUAUUACAUUUGAAGAGCUUGGAGCUCUAUUAGAGAUCCCUGCAGCUAAGGGUUGUUGUGAGGAUCAAAAGACAACAGUGGGUGCUGUAGAAAUGCUUGUUCCCUUCCUUCCUUCUCAUCUGAACCCCAGAGAGGCAGAAAAGAUAGCAUCUCAGAUGAUUACCGAAGGCCGUAUGAAUGGAUUUAUCGAUCAGAUUGAUGGAAUAGUUCAUUUUGAAACCCGUGAGGCUUUGCCAACGUGGGACAAACAGAUUCAGUCACUUUGUUUCCAAGUGAAUAACCUUUUGGAGAAGAUAAGCCAGACAGCACCCGAGUGGACGGCGCAGGCCAUGGAGGCCCAGAUGGCCCAGUGACUCGACGCUCAUUGACCGGCUUCUGCAGCGUCUCUGUGAUCGUACAGAUUAAUUUCAUUACGACUCCAAAGAAUCUGUAUUAUGACCCUGCACAUUUCCGUGUCCUCUUACAACAGAAUCUAUUUCAAGAAGCAUUAUUUCAGAGGAGAUGGUAUGAACGAACACUUUAAAUUUCUCAGUCCUCAGUCCCCGUGUUUGGUGGGUGUCUGUCUAUCAGACUGCUGCGGUUGUUUUGAAGGUGUUUGUUUAAAUUGCUGGAGCGAAAUCUCUGUGACUAAAAAGAUUUAUUAUAGUUCUUCACCUUGUGCUACGUUGUACGUGUGCUUUAUUCCUCUCAGAUGUUCCAAUAAAGAGGGGAAGGAGCCAAAUACAAAUGGGUUUUUGUGUUUUAA